Molecule: messenger RNA, 3144 nt
Organism: Xyrauchen texanus (razorback sucker)
Lineage: Eukaryota; Metazoa; Chordata; Actinopteri; Cypriniformes; Catostomidae
Gene: phyhd1
Product: phytanoyl-CoA dioxygenase domain containing 1
Exons: 12
Coding region: 563-1438 (291 amino acids)
Source: RefSeq, a predicted model, not a curated record
UAUCUGACUCUUCUUUAUGUUAUACAGCUGCAUUAACAGGCUUUUUCAAGACAACCUAAAAUUUGACUACAAACUUUUAAAUCUAGUUUAUUAGUAUAAUGCAUUGAAAGGAAUUCUGUAAAACGUUCAAACCAUUCACUUUGUGGGUGUUUAUGAUUCAUUGGAGUGAAAUUGUGCUAUCAAGAAGAAGAAAAGGAACAUAUAUUAUGCGCAGUUUGAUGCAUUAACUCAAAAUAUAACCCUAAAACUGAAAGUGUCAUGCCUUUUAAAAAGUUAUCCAUGCAAAUAAUCGUUUCUAGCUAAAGGCUCCAGAUUUAUAAAUGUAUCGGUAAAGUAGUCUGCAUAUAAAAGUAUUAUAAAAUAAUUGUGAGACUUUAAACCAGCCACAAAAGGCUCAAUAAAAGUAUAUUUUGCAUGCAAUCCUGCACGUUAUCAACAGAUCGACCUGUCUCCACUCUUCACUAUAAGGGUUACAGUCGAAUGGAAUUUGACACGUGGUUGCUCAGAGAGAGAGAGAGAGAGAGAGAGAGAUUAGGCUCCAUCUCAGAUCAUCAUCUUAAACAUGGAGGUGUUUUCAGAUCAAGACGUCCAGAAGUACCGAGAGGAUGGGUAUCUGGUGCUGGAGGGGUUUCUGUCCCCAGAGGAAUGUGACUCUCUACGGGUACGCAUGAGUGAGAUUAUCGAGUGCAUGGACGUACCUGCACACUGCAGGACGCAGUUUUCUACUGACCAUGAUGAUCAGCUCAAAUCACAGGGAAAUGCAGACUACUUCAUCACAAGCGGAGACCAGGUUCGAUUUUUCUUUGAGAAGGGAGUGUUUGAUGAGAGAGGAGAGUUCAUUGUACCUAGAGAACGUUCCCUGAACAAAAUCGGACACGCUCUACAUGCUUAUGAGCCGCUGUUUAAGACCGUCACACACUCACCAAAAGUUCAAAACCUGGGUAGGAAACUCGGCCUGAUAAAUCCAGUGAUCCUGCAGAGCAUGUAUAUCUUUAAGCAACCAAGAAUUGGGGGAGAAGUGACACCUCAUCAGGAUGCCACUUUCCUGUACACUGAGCCUCUGGGCAGAGUGAUGGGCGUCUGGAUCGCUCUGGAAGAUGCUACCCUGGAGAACGGCUGUUUAUGGUUCAUACCAGGAUCACAUAACAAUGGAAUCACCAGACGAAUGGUUCGGACACCUAAAGGCACGUUUCCUCUGACUGAUUUCAUUGGACGAGAGCAGAAUUACGACGACAAACUGUUCGUUCCAGCUCCGAUUAAAAAGGGUGGAGCAGUUCUUAUUCACGGGGAAGUGGUCCACCGUAGUGCUGAAAACACAUCUGAUGCUUCACGCCACGUUUACACCUUUCACGUGAUGGAGUCACAAAACACCGUUUGGAGCCCUGAGAACUGGCUACAACCAACAGAAGAGCUGCCCUUCCCUUCCCUCUAUAUGUAAGCAUCAACAGAUCGCAUUUCAACGUGCCUGACAACACGAGUUACCAAUAACACUUUCAGAAGGACAGUGAAAGUUAAAUGUAUGGACACUGAAAAGCCUUUUUCAAAGCCUGGACAACAAUCAAGGUUUAAGUAUACAAUUUUGUAAUUGGACCAAAUAGUUUUUCUUUCUUAACAUAAAAUGUGAAUUGUUUUUGAAUAGCUCUAUUUUACAUACAGAAUUAAUAAAGGCUCGUUUCUGUCACCUGAAGACUCAGAUUAGAUUUUCUCCCAUUUCCCAAUGCGCUCUUAAAUCCUCGUGGUGGCGUACUCGCCUCAAUCCGGGUGGUGGAGGACGAAUCUCAGAUGCCUCCACGUCUGAGACCAUCAAUCCGUGCAUUUUAUCACGUAGUGCGUAUGGAGGCUUCAUGCUAUUCUCCGCGGUAUCCAUGCACAUCUCACCACACGCCCCACCGAGAGCGAGAACCACAUUAUAGCGACCACGAGGAGGUUACCCCAUGUGAUUCUACCCUCCCUAGCAACCGGGCCAAUUUGGUUGUUUAGGAGACCUGGCUGGAGUCACUCAGCACACCCUGGAUUCAAACUUGUGACUCCGGCGGUGAUAGUCGGCGUCAAUUCUCGCUGCGCUAGUUAGAGUUAAAUAAUGAAUAAACAGUUUGUUUUUACAGUUGCAGUUAGUAGAAAUACAGUUUAUUUAAUUUAACUCAUUGUUUAGCAUUCUUUGUGUACCCAGUGUGAUUCAUACAAUAUAGAAAAGGUAGAGCUUGUUUGAUAAAGAAAAAAUGGACCGUUAUUCAAACCACAGUUCAUACAUAAACCAAUCAGUGACAGCUAAAUCUGAAAAAUAAUAUUUACAGCAAUUCUUCAAAAAUGUUCCUUCCAGCAAAUGAGUUAAAACAACCUUCAAAGUUAUCAAAACAUAUUCAACAUAGAAAAAGUCAAACAAUUGCAAUAAAAAGAAAUGAUUUUUUUAAUACAUGCAAUAGAUAUCCGUCCUUUGUUUUGUUUUUUUACAGUAUUGUAACAAGGUGUAUGCUGGGAUAUUUUGUUGUAAAGAUCACAGUUGUGACCGAUUAUCAACUGGUGUGUUGAUGCAAAUUAAAGCAGUUAUUUAUAGUUUUAUCUGUAAUUAUGUCAAUGAAAUUUUCAUUUACAAAAACGACAACAACAAUCAUAUUCUGACGUCUAAAUAUGGACCACAAAGGAACAUGCAUUACAAUAAACAAGUCAAAACCUAAAACAAUUACAUUAAAACAAUUACAAUCAAGUGUCAUGCAAAUGUCUGUAGAAUCACAAUAGAAAUGUAAAAGCUGUAACAAGGCCUCAGUCAAAUAUCAUAAAUAAAUUAGUUUAAACACAUCAUUGUUUGAACUCAAGCAAUUUUAGCAGUGUAAAAGCAGAAAAAAAUGUGUUUUUGUUUUGUUUUUUUGCUUAAUUGCAUACAUGCUGCUUUUACAGGAUCGAGUGACAUGUACAUUAAUAUCUACUGCCCCUGUGUUCUUGAGGAGCUCCUACACAGACCCAUAUAGACAAGCUGAUAGCAUUCACUUCUGAAUUCGAAAUACUUUUUAAGGCAAAAAGCUAUGCUACCUGUCCUUUGUAUUGUAUGGAAGCCAUGAACUACAUUGGGGGGGAAAUUUCACUCUGUGAAUAUUUUUUUUUUUUUUAGGUGUCCUAGGGGCCUUCCUGAGCCAAUUACCUUUUUUC